Molecule: messenger RNA, 2581 nt
Organism: Mya arenaria
Lineage: Eukaryota; Metazoa; Mollusca; Bivalvia; Myida; Myidae
Exons: 2
Coding region: 256-1965 (569 amino acids)
Source: RefSeq, a predicted model, not a curated record
AAAUUAAUAAUCAAUUAAAUACACGGUCGAACAUGAACGUGAUGGUGCUUUAUAUUAAAAAUAUGAAGACAAAAAUUUGACUUCAUAUCUAAUGCACGAAAAAGGCUCGAAACAGACUUGUUCAAUCGUAGAACGCAUACUGCCAUCAAUGGUGUCUCGUGUGUCCAUUUAACACCGUUGAAUAAACUCUACAACAUACAAUAUAUUCGAAAUUUGUGAUUGAAAUACUGUGUCAUAUAUAUAAUAUAAACAAUAAUGAAACUGCGAGUAACAAAUUGGAUAUCAGCAAUAGUGUUUGUGCUUAUUUCGAAACUACCGCUGACCAAGGGUAAUGUUCCUUCCAACAGACAUUCUUUACUAUCGACUGUGAUCAACACGGCAAACCAUGUGCGACGAUUUAAUCAUCAAGCAAGUCCACAGUUAAGACUGUCACGACCUACGUUCAAUGCAGUUCAAGCGCAACUGGACCUCCCUGCUAGAACCAACUUGCAAUAUCCACACGACAUCUCAUUGAAUCAACUGAAACAAAGUGCAGGAUCAUCCGCCGGAAAUCCAAAUCAUGCGGUAGUUCCAGCGCGUUUUACAUUGAAGUCAGUAUCUAGCUCUUCAACUACGGGAACCCAUUUUGUGUCACCAAACGUACCGCUAAUGUCACAACGUUCACGUUCAGGGAAUCAAAUAAUGUCUCGUAUCUAUGUACCGAAUCAUCAGACAUCAAGGGCAACAGGUCCACUAGUACAGCAACGGCAAGGCACGGUCAGGUUUGGUUCACUGGGAUCUUCCAGGCCGAUACAGCUGAGACAUGUUCAACGUACACAAAGCACGGGCAAUUUGCUAGACGCCGGAAACAUGUUAUCAGGAUAUUCGAAGGUUUCUGGAACUUCAACUGUAAAGUGUGACUCCUGUAGACAAACCAUUAUCAUUCGAUGUACCCAAAUAAGAUGUAUGAACACAAAAAGGACGAUUCCUGCCGGACCAGGAGGACAAGCUUUUGUUGAGACAAAUAUCAAUAAUGAUAUCAUUCAUACACAACCAGAUUCAGUACGAAUGGGUAUUUCAAACAUAGUUGGCGACCCAAACAUCAUUGCUAACGGCUUAGAAUCCCCCCGUAUCCCAAAAGAGCAACACCAAUUACUUGGUGCAGGAAUAUCAAUGCCAUCAUUCCGGCGAGCUCAAAAUAACAUGGUUAGUAAGUCUUUAUUAGGUAAAGAUCCUUUUGGAGGUCAAAACAAUGUUCCAAUACCUAGGAAUAGUGGAGUUGGAGCUUCAACAAUUGAAGGUAUGACAAGUAAUCUACUAGAAUCAGUUGAAAGUCCAAUAACACGUGUACGUAUCAUAUCUCCAAGCAUUAAUGAGAUCACACCCAACGAAGGUAGGAUAGCUAGAUUGGGAAGUGCAAACGUACAGGACCCCCUGCCAGUGAACAGUAUACAAGCAGAGCCGCCUGCAAUAUCCAGCGAUGCACUCAAUCCUAAUAAAGAUAUAACAGUUGAAUUGAACACGGAAAUGACACAGGACUUUGUACCAGUGGGGAAAAGACACGGACCAUCACGUCUUGCUAUGCCGAAUCAAAAUCAGCCGGAUUCAAUUGCCUUGACAGAAAUGCCGUUAGCCAAUUCCCACGGCAUACACCCCGUGCCUCAGGCGAAUGACGUCUUUCAACAUAGCGCAAGUCUGGAGCCAUUUUCUAAAGACACAGUUUUACCAGAUAAAGUAUCACCUGACCAACUAUUACAAAACCCUAGCCAACCUGACAUAGAACAAAACAUACUCGUGAGCGAGUUGUUAGAAGCAAUACCCAAAGAUGAUACCGUUCUUAACAUACAUUCCAUAGGUGAUCCCAGUGCAUCCUCAAACGCAGAUAUCCAGGUAUCCCCGGGUAUUCCUUUGGGUUUUAUUGAGAUCCGUCCAACAGCAGGUAUCAACAACAGAUCCAGUCAGGAAAGUAGAGCUCCAGGAAUUUAGCAGCCAGUUUCUAAAUGACAUCGUUAGACAGUGAAAUAACAGGAUAGUUUGUCUCAUGUUUGUUGUUAAAGUGACACUCUUAUUCAAAAUCAAUACAUACACAUGUAUAACAAACAUCUAUUUCGACUGAUGAACCUUUAACUACUUACUAAAUAAUGCAUUUAUGGAAAAUAUUAAUUACUGAUAACAAGAUUGUAACGCGUAUUUAAUAGCAGAAAGCGCAAAACUAUUAAAUGAUUGGUGAAUGCUAAAAGAUUUACUGUGGUCUUCUAUAGUCUCAUAAGGUAGAAAUACCGUGCUUUAUGCUCAUUUCUUUCAAAUCAAACUCGGUAUCCUUCAUGAGAACCAUUGUUUUCAACUUCUAUUAAUCCUUUUUGGAAUAUUAAAACAAUACUAUUAAUUGUGGUAAAUCUUAUCUGGGAUUAAGAGUGCAUCUUCAAAUAUUAUAAAGGAUCUAUCUUUCUUAAAGAAGCAACACCUUUUCCUACUUAUCGUCUGUUCACCUUUCCCACUUCAUGUGCAAUUGAUUACUCGCUGAUGUCUUUGAUAUAUUAAUUUGCUUCAUCAUUGUAAAUACUCACGUUUUUAAUUUAUGUUUAUUAAACAAUACAUCGCA